CAUAAGACAAGCUCGACUCGUCAGUGCUAACUUAUUAGAACCGGACUCCUCUUCAACUCAUUGCUUGUCCAUCCUCAGCGCUCUCCGCUGCUCUGCCGUCCCAGUGCCUCCUCAUGCGCUGUCCUCCCCAAGAACCACGAGGACUCCUACUGUUGGUCAAGCAGAUCAAAGGCGGUGAAUACAAGUGCUUAAGGAGUUCAUAUGGCUGGUUUGGAGGAGCUAAAAAGGAAGUUGCAGCCCUUAUUUGACUCCACAAAUGCUCCCUCAGUUGCACUCUCUCUCGAUCCUUGUGACUCAUACACGGUUUCGGAUGAUGGAAAUGUUAAUUUAUUAAGCAGAUCAUAUGGAGUCUACAAUAUUAAUGAGCAAGGGUUGCAAAAACGUCCAGCAGUUAUAGGAAGUGAAACUGAAACUGGUGAAAAGACAUACUGCUGUGCCUCUCAUGAAAUGCAUGUUUUUGGAACCAUAGGUUGUGGAGCUAGCAGUGUGGUGCAACGAGCUAUUAAAGUACCAAUUCAUCGAAUUCUGGCAUUGAAGAGGAUAAAUGUGUUUGAAAAGGAGAAAAGGCAACAACUACUUAAUGAGAUUCGGACCUUAUGUGAAGCAUCAAAUUACUCUGGUCUAGUUGAAUUUCAUGGUGCAUUUUAUACGCCUGAGUCUGGACAAAUCAGCAUUGCUCUGGAGUAUGUUGAUGGAGGUUCAUUUGCAGAUAUAUUGAAAUUUCAGAAAGUUAUUCCUGAGGAUGUCCUUUCGUGCAUGGUUAAAAAAUUGUUGGAUAGUCUAAACUACUUGCACGGAGUAAGACGUUUGGUGCAUAGAGAUAUAAAGCCGGCCAAUUUGCUUGUAAGCCUCAAAGGGGAGACAAAGGUCACAGAUUUUGGUGUCAGUGCUGGUUUAGAUAAUUCAGUGGCUAUGUGUGCUACUUUUGUGGGCACAGUCACAUACAUGUCACCUGAGAGAAUACGAAAUGAGACCUAUUCCUUCGCUGCAGACAUUUGGAGCCUUGGAUUAACCAUCCUCGAAUGCGGUAGUGGAAAAUUCCCAUACAGUGCAAAUGAAGGGCCUGCAAAUCUAAUGCUUCAGAUCUUGUAUGAUCCUUCACCCACACCUCCAAGAGAUUCAUUUUCACCAGAAUUUUGCUCAUUUGUCGAUGCUUGUCUUCAAAAGGAUUCUGAUGCACGACCAACAGCUGAGCAGCUUUUAUCACAUCCAUUCAUCAGAAAGUAUGAGAAUGCUCGUGUGAAUUUACGGGAAUAUAUUCGAAGUGUUUUUGAUCCAACUCAGAAGCUGAAAGAAAUAGCUGAUAUGCUUUCUGUGCACUACUACUUACUUUUUGAUGGGUCUGAUGAGCUUUGGCAGCAUAUGAGAACAUUUUAUACUGAAAACUCUAGCUUCAGCUUCUCUGGAAAGGAUUACGUUGGGCAAAAUGAUAUAUUUACAACUCUAUCAGACAUAAGGAGAAAAUUGGCUGGGCAUCGUCCACAAGAGAAAAUUGUUCAUGUGGUGGAAAAACUUCAAUGUCGUCCACAUGAGCAAGAUGGAGUUGCCAUUCGGGCAUCAGGAUCAUUUAUCCUCGGCAACCACUUCCUUAUAUGUGGAGACGGUGUUCAAGCGCAAGGAAUGCCCAGCAUCCAAGAAGCACCACCCGAUGUUGACAGGAAGCGUGUGGGAACCUUUUAUGAGCAAUUUAUCAUGGAACCAGGGACUUCCAUCGGUAGCUUCUUGAUAGCUAAGCAAGAACUCUACAUACUGCAGGCCUAGAGAGAGUAAAAAGGAAUUCUGUUAGACCUAAUUGCUUAGUUAUUACAUAUACUUGAAAGGAAGGGUAACUAGCUUUGUUAGGCUUUUCCCAUGUAUCUUGCAGCUGAUUUCACGACAGUAGUUGUAGCUCUACAUGAUGGAUCAAAUUCAGAGCCCAGUAAUUAUGGUGAUAAGAAAUUGCAUAAAAGUUAUUCAGCUAUGUGAUGGUAUUAGUUUUCUCUAAGUGUAUUACUACAAUCAAAUACAUAGAAUUAUUAAUAAGAUUUAGUUUUCGCUUUUGUUAUACA
Zingiber officinale is the source of this 2048-nucleotide messenger RNA. RefSeq names its product mitogen-activated protein kinase kinase 3-like. The record is from RefSeq and is a predicted model, not a curated record. Gene Ontology annotation, molecular function: ATP binding; MAP kinase kinase activity. Gene Ontology annotation, biological process: protein phosphorylation; MAPK cascade. The transcript is spliced from 10 exons. Lineage: Eukaryota; Viridiplantae; Streptophyta; Magnoliopsida; Zingiberales; Zingiberaceae. The coding region runs from base 202 to 1761 and encodes 519 amino acids.